Messenger RNA from Boeremia exigua, 1134 nucleotides. RefSeq lists its product as uncharacterized. The transcript has a single exon. The coding region runs from base 1 to 1134 and encodes 377 amino acids. NCBI's taxonomy places the organism in Eukaryota, Fungi, Ascomycota, Dothideomycetes, Pleosporales, Didymellaceae. The record is from RefSeq and is a predicted model, not a curated record.
AUGCCAGCGCGAGGCAAGCCACAGCGAGGCCGCGGUCGAGGGCGUGGAGGCCGAGGAGGAAAUUUUGGAGGUCGCCCGACACGGGAACAAAGCAGUCAUGGUGGUGCAGAAGAAUUCAGGUCGUUUGUCGAGGCCCAGAGAAGCGGGAACCAAUUCGGGGCCCUGCAUAACAGCACUCGAGCGCGUGGUGGCAGUUCGUUCAAUCCAAUCGCGCUGGACGACUCGGAAGACUCGGACGACUCGGAGCUCGAAGAAGGUGAGCUUACCGACGAUGGCUCUGACAUGGACGAUUCGAUGAGCGACCUCGACACCGACGACAGCGCAGACGACAUGAUGAUCAACCUGGGAGAGGUCCGACCACAAAGCGGGAGACCGAGGAGGGCCGAGGUCAUGUUCACUGCGCUGGAAGCAAUAUCUAUCUACGAUACCUUGCACCAGGCCGGCUUCCCUUUGGCCGCAAGAAAGAUGGGUAGAUUUGAUGCGAGCGGACAGAUCAUAGAGGUCGAUAUCGAAGCCUUUCACAGCCACGGUAACAGCUACAGCUUCACGCAGAACACGCACAUCACAUUUACGGAGGGGCCACAUGCGUAUGGUCCUAGCAAUGCUGGCAACUACUCAACAAGAUCGUCCACGUAUGUUUCGGACUUCCCGAGAGGACAACGAGCAGCCAUAAACAAACCAGCAAUUCCUGCUCCACGACUCCCAGACCAUGACUUUGUGAAAGACUACGUCUUUGACUGGGGCAAGUACAAGAAUAGCCAUAUUUCAGAUGUACCAGAGGACUAUCUGCGCACCAUUGGCGGACAGUCGUUUGUCUUUGAUGGCAGGCACCCAGGCUUGCAGGAGGCAUUCGAUCAUCACCGUCCAGGACUGCGGCAGACAGCGACGAAUCAACAACCACCAGCACAGGCACCAGUCCAAGCUCCAAGACGAACACGUGGUGGUGGUUCAGCGUGUGAGAAGUACAAGUUUCCUAAGGGUGCCUUCAAGGGUAAACGCCUCGGCGAUGUCGAUGAGAACUACCUAAAGACCCUCGAGGGCAUGCCGACUGUCAUCAACUCAUGGCCUGGCUUGAAAGAGGCUCUGGCAGACUUUAACGAGAAGACUGGCCGGCAGGGGAAGGUGCAUCCUUAG